Heterotrigona itama is the source of this 3054-nucleotide messenger RNA. NCBI's taxonomy places the organism in Eukaryota, Metazoa, Arthropoda, Insecta, Hymenoptera, Apidae. The record is from the annotation of a GenBank genome assembly.
UCGAAUUUUCGCAUGCAAGACGGUGGGUCUUAUUUUUCCCCCGACGUAUGCAAAUGCAGAACCCACCGUUCUUCCUCUCUCCGCGAUAAAUUUCUUUGGUAAAUGAAACGAUUUUCAGCGGAAUAUAUGUGCACGAGGUGGUCACCACGAGAAUUUACUUCAAGUUGGCCUAUAGAACCACCGUUCUGAUAAUCAUGAAUCUGCAAACACUGUUUCAGGAUUUCAAUCCAAGUAAAUUUUUGGUACACUCCUGUUUGAUGAUAUUUACAACCUUAUUUGCGCUUCGUUUGGAUGGUUUCAUAGAAUGGAGUUAUUGGACUGUAUUUACUCCAAUAUGGUUUUGGAAAAGCAUGGUAAUUUUGGGUGCUACUAUUGGAAGUUAUGUUUGGUGGAGGCAUCCACAUGCAAGGUUGGAAGGAGAUGCUUAUAUACAUUAUAAAGCAAUGUUGAUUACAUUGGCAUUACAUUUGAUUCUGUUAAUGUUUGAAUUGUUAGUAUGUGAUAAAUUAGAAUCUGAAAGACAUCUUUGGAUGCUUGUAUUUAUACCACUUAUCUUUAUCUCCGCAGUAUCAAUAGUUGUAUGUAUAUGGGCUGCAAAGCAUGACCGAUCGUUUGAACUUGAAUUAUUCUGUGCAGUAAAUAUACUGCAGUUUAUUUUCUUGGCAUUAAGACUAGAUGGUAUCAUCACAUGGAGCUGGGAAGUAGUGUUUGCUCCCCUUUGGGCACUUUUAUCAUUAUCUUUAGUUGCAGUAUUGUAUGCAAUAGUCUUUGCUGCUGUUUUAUUAAGAACUCCACAGAUUAAUGCCAGACAAAGGCGGACAUCUUUGAACUCAGCAUUGGCAUAUACAUUUCUUGUGGUUCCAAUCCUAGUGUUCCAAGUACUAUUAGCAAAUAAAUUGGAUGGAGAUAUUUCAUUAAAUUAUACAACUGUAGCAAUGCCGCUUUUAAUAUCUCAUAUAACUCUUAUUUUUAUGUCAUUUGAUGCAAAAGGAGGAAACAGAUGGUGGUUUGGUAUUAGAAAAGAUUUUUGUCAUUUUCUAUUGGGAUUAUGUCCACUACUCCAAGAAUAUGGUAAUAUUUCUUAUCAACCGAGAAGUGACCAGGACCAACCACCAUCAGAACCAAUGGUCUCAGAAAAGAAUGAAAAACAUGGUCUAUUCGGUGAGAUAUUUUUAUCGAUAUGACUGGUUUGUACCAGAUGCCAUAUCUUAAUAAAUAAUGGACAGGUGCGUAAAUAAUAGCGGAAUCUACUAUAAAAGAAGGGGAAACUAUUAUUUUCAAUAUGAUAUAUCGUAAUGAAAAUCUUGUUGUUGUUAAACAUAUGCGCCAAGGCAAUCAUAAUUAUGAUCCAUUUUAUUCACGGGGCUUAAGCUUUAUAUGAUCACAGUGAACAUGAUAGGAAAGGUCUUGAAAAGAUUUUUUAAAACGAAUUACUUAAGAGAGAGUUGAAUAUUAAAAGCAUCUGCAUAAAAAAGCCCUGAAGCAAAUUUAGCAGCCACAGUGCUCAAAAUCAUUAUGUCUCUUAAAAUUGCAUCAAUUUUAUGUGUAUCCAAACACUUAAAUUAUGCGUAGAAUAAGCAACCAACCCGUCCAUUUGUUUGAUUGCUCCUUUAUAAUGACAUAGGAUAAUUGCCGACCUAUUUUGUUAAGCCUAUUAUUCGUAAACGUUACGAAACAAUAGCAUUAUUAUUACUUUGCCAAAAGUAGGAGAUGUAAAAUGAUGGUAAACAUGCCUAAGCUGGUGCUAAAAAAAUUAACGAUAUCUUAGACAUGUUUUGUAUGCAGCUGUGAACUGUUCAAUUUAAAAUUGAAACUAGGCUUCGGCGUAUCGUGAUCUGUACAGAGCUAACUUGUAAUAUAUUAUAUUUUAAAUAGAUUUUCCUGCAAAGUGUUGUAAAUGUAAAUUCGGAACUCGUUGCUAAGGAAAAUCUUUCAUGUAAAUAGUACUCCAAGUUUUAGGAUUUGUUAACACUGUACAGAUCAUGCUCAAGAGAUUUAUCGUGUAUAUAGCUAAGUUUUGACUAAUACGUAACUGUCUGACUUUUAGUUAACAUAAAAUUUGUCAACAUUGAAUUAUUUGUAAACAAAUUCAUGCGUAUACAGAUAACAUAAAGGGUAAAAAAUGUAAAACGAGUAAAGCUAUGGACGAAAAAUAAUUAGAACGUUACGUUUUCAUUUAAAUAAUUUUUAUCUUAUGUUAUUUAUCUCAUUCUGAAUUUUUAUUGUGAAUAAAACGUGAUCGUAUUAUUCAUCUAGUAAAUUUCAAGAAAUUGUCAUGAACAAAAAUUGUUGAUCAAAAGCAAAAGCAUAAAGUAAUAAAAUUAAUCAUUGCAUUUUAAUUUUCAUGGAAAUAUUUUAUUGCGUGUACAAGAGCCCUUUUUCGAAUAAAUUUUAUUUCAACAACAUAUUUUAAAUAUCUGUAAUGAGUAUGUUGAUAAUAAUAUAGAAUAAAAAAUAAAAGUCAUACAUUUACAUUAGAAUAAUUUUCAACAUGUUCCUAAAGUUUUCGCGAUAUUUCUCAUUAAAAUAUUUAUAUUGAUAUUAGCAGGGAGAUAACCAUUUUAAUAUGUAAUAUAAGUGUGUUCAAAGGGCUCUGUUACUUUAAGUGUUAAGUUAGUUUUGUGUACGCUUACUACUCAUCAGUUGUUUAAUGAAUGCUAAUGAGCAAUUAAUGCGUUUUGUAAUCGAUGAUGUAACAAUCUUAUAGCAUGUUGUUUUAUAUAUAUCGAAUAAUUUAAUCUAUCAUAUUUUUAAAAGAAUUAUCGAAAAUAUUAUGAUGUUCAUAUAAAAUAAUAGUAUUUAUUCGACACGGUCUACGUGUCAUGUAUCAUAAUGUUAGAAUUGUUGCGAUAAAAAAUGAUACUGACUCUUGUUUCCGAUUAAAAUAUGAUUUAUCGAAAACUUAACUGAAAUUUUCGUAAACUGUUUGAAACGAUAGAUUUUUAAUCGGCCUUAAUAGGACAAGAGAUUGGCAUAUAUCGGUUGGGAUACAAGACUGAGCGCCUCGCAUCCUUAGAAUAGCGUGAAUAAAAUGUGAAAAAAAAAAAAAAGAAA